Molecule: messenger RNA, 738 nt
Organism: Capronia coronata CBS 617.96
Lineage: Eukaryota; Fungi; Ascomycota; Eurotiomycetes; Chaetothyriales; Herpotrichiellaceae
Exons: 1
Coding region: 1-738 (245 amino acids)
Biological process (GO): vacuolar proton-transporting V-type ATPase complex assembly
Cellular component (GO): endomembrane system
Source: RefSeq, a predicted model, not a curated record
AUGGUCCUCCUAGUAACAACCCCCCGCAUCCUCGAUGCCAUCUCGUCGCUUUCCUCCUCCGAUCGGUCCUCGCUCCCGCCUCUACCCACCACCCCCGGAGCUCCAAUAGAGCAUUCCGCAGUCAUUGCUCUCUCCCGUCUGACAAUAUCGCAGGCUAGACGAUAUACUCUGAACACCCUACUCCUGGGCACACAUGUCUACGUUCCGCCUCCAGCGCCCAAGCCACAGCCAUCGCCGGAAUAUGUGGCCCUCAUGGACCGGCUGCGCAAAGAGCAGGAGCAACGGGACUACGCGCACAUGGUCUCAAAGCGAGCGUCAGUCUACGGAGGAGUAGAAGAAGGAGAAGGAGAAGAGCGAGAUGAUAUUAGUCCUUCAUUGGUGUUGAACAUCCUUCUCAGCAUUGUCCUGUGUGCCAUCGCCAUGUUCUACUUGACCCGAUGGUGGCCCAAUGAUGGCUUACGGGUGUUGGUGUCGCUGUCGACGGGGAUGGUGGUGGGUGUCGCCGAGGUCACUGUGUACGCGGGCUACUUGAGAAAGGUGCGACUGAGCAAAGAGAAAGAGAGGGCGAAACGAGAGAAGAAGCAGUUUAUUGGCGAGUAUCGGGGUGAAGCUAUCCCGGAAUCGGUCCUGUCCGUUCCAGCGGAGAAAGAAGAGAUCUGGGGUCGUGGCGCCAACGGAGGCAUGAGAAGAAGAGUCAGAGAUAAAUGGGAGAAGGACCAAGACCGGAACAUAUCGUGA